Messenger RNA from Hymenoscyphus albidus, 2145 nucleotides. NCBI's taxonomy places the organism in Eukaryota, Fungi, Ascomycota, Leotiomycetes, Helotiales, Helotiaceae. The record is from the annotation of a GenBank genome assembly.
AUGAAGACCUUCAGCCUCAUCCAAGUUGUCCUAGCACUCGCCUUCGCCUCAGUAAGCACAGCACAAAGUUGCGUCCAAUCAUGCGUGCUCAGAUGCCGAGAGGAACAGAAAGUUGUACGACCUCUUUCCUGCUAUUUACUCACACCCUAUCUCUAUUUAUAAGUCUCCUUUCUAUCCUUUUGCCUACGGAACUGACCAGAAAAAAUCUAGCCUGGGCCAAAAAGCUCCUGUGAACCAGGUGCGGUCGUUUGUGAUUGUGUCUAGAUAACUUUGGUUAUCUUUUUCGUGUGUAUUGGCGGGGUGGCUUAGGAUAAGGGGGGAUGGGUAGAUAGACUUCAUGGUUGAAAGCUGUGGAUAAGACAUGAAUUUACACACACCCACGCUCACGCAUUUAUUUACUUUACGGGUACUACCGCGGAACCUGAAUCUUUUGCAUGCUUUCACGUGAUCACGCUCAAAAAUCAUUCGCGUCUUUUCAGCCCCCCACAUUCCUCGGGUCUCAGCAUACCUACUACCCUCGCGGUGGACAGAAAAAGUGGCGGUUCAUCUAUAGGUCCGUGCAUAAUAAGCGAUGACUUUCUAUAUACAAAUAUAACCCCUUAGGUACGCUAAAAAACGCUCAACAUGCCUAUAUUAAUCAGAAGCUCAGGGAUCAUAUUAGAAAGGAAGGAAAGAUAACUAAGUUAGGUAUCGAAAACAUCUUUACGUAAUAGAAAAAGUAAGUGCUUUUACUUCAGAGUAAUUAUUACGACUUUCAUUAAAAGCUGUGCACGGACCAGGGUGUGUUCCGCCACUUAUUCUGUCCACAACUGUAGAAACACAACCCCUCCAUUUUCUCUAACCCAACUCCAGUCUAUUGCAAAUUAUUCUUCCAAUCAAAUCACCAUCAACCCAAUCAAAACAACCCUAUCAUUACCUACCGCCAUGAACGUCCCAACUGCAUCAGGAACCAGGAUACCAUUCACCGGACAAUUCCCAACAACCCAUUUCCCAUUCUCAGAAUUCCCUCCAGAAAUCAGAAACCUCAUCUACAAAUUGACGUUCAUCCUUUCCCGCCACCGCAGUCUAGAGUACAACAUCCCGGAUUUCCUCGUCCAUGGCGAUAAAAAAGCGGAUGGUGUCCGUGGCGGGAUCCGCUGGAUGAACGUCGAUAGAUUCCCGCUUCUCUUAACGUGUAAGAAGAUCUUCAAUGAGGCGCUUCCUAUGAUCGCUGCGGAGGCGUAUAUGGAGAUUAAAUGCUACGCGGAUGAGUACAUCAAAAGGCGAGAGAAGAAGGCGUUUGCUACUUAUGCUACCCUGUUGAGGACGCGGGAGUUGUGUGGGGGCGUGAGGAAGGUGGUUAUGAAUGUCACGCCUAACAACUGGGAUGUUGACUUUGAGGAAGAGCCGACGCAGUUACCCCGACUUGCGGGCCUGCUCAAGGAUUACAAGAGGUUGAGCGAGUUGACCAUUGUGAUUCAGCCUUCUGUUAUGGUGCCUGAUAACUGGGAGGCGCUGGGGGAUUUCUUUCGCAUGGCGAAUAAGAAGGAAAAGGGGGUUAGUUUGUGUUUUGAGCUGGUGGAUGAUGAGAUAGAUCUGCUUCAGGAUGAUCCUGAGGAUGUGGAGGAGAUUAUGGAGGAGAGGAGUGCGGCGGAGAAGAUUAUUGAAGAGAUGACGGAGAGGUUUUGUGGGAAGGGUGCUGAGGUUUGUUGACUUCCCUUUUUUAAUUGAUUGAUGGUUUUUGAUAUGAUACUGACUGGGUUGAUAUAUAGGUAUGGGUUGAAUGGAACCUUAAAGAACCGGUUGAGUAUAUCUAAAGCACUUAUUCCAACCUGAAAAACUCCCUUCACGGGACAUAGUACCAGAGCUAAGCUACUGGCCAAAGGACUGCAAGUUCAAAAAAUGGGGUGGAACGUGAGUUUCUUUCUGGAAACCCCAAGUCCGGCUGUAAUAUCACGAUACGCUUUUCAUCUGUACCUCACCCCAAACAGCAUCAAAACAAGUUUUCUCAGUGCGUUUUACAGUAGUAUAGAGUUGAAUCUGCAUGGAGUCUAACAAAAGCAAUAAUAACUAGCGAUCAAAUAUCUAAGAUUACAAGGUCUCAUCAUAUCGUUGCUGGGCACUUCUCGUUUUGUCCUAUAUACCUAGCAACAAAGUAGAAUGUCG